AUGAGACAAUUAUCAAAUUGGCAAUUUCAAUUGCCAUCUUUUCAAAACUUUAGCCAUAUCACCAAUGCUGACAACUUCUACCCACAAACAACUCCACCAUUGUUUUACAACUACAAGGAUGAUAUUCCGAUGCAAAUAGUUUUGGAUAAAUGGUACGAUUCCGACCCACAUUGUAACGGAGGACAUCAAAUACACCUGGAUUUAUUAUAUAAUAAAUUAAUUGUUGAUCCCUUUUCAAACGAUUUUGCAGAAGGAAUGCAAUGGAUUGGUAAAGUGCAGUGGGUAUACCGAUGUCGAUUUAAUAUAUCAGAUAUCAGCACAAUUGGAUCCGCAAUGGGUACUACUGUUGGUUCCACAAUGACUGCAACAACACAAAUUCAAAAUUCUUUAGGUACUGUUGAUGAUGACACUUUCACACAGAAUGCAACCUUGAUUUUUGAAGGGUUGGACACAAUAGCACAUGUGACCCUUAACAAUGAAUCCAUUCUUGAUUCUCACAAUGCAUUUCACAAUCACAUUGUUCCCGUCAACCUACUGCAAGCAAAUGAAUUGAUUAUUCAUUUCGAAAGUAGUUGGAGUUAUGGAAAGGAAAUGGAAAAUAGACAUGGUAAAAUCCCAGAGGAUCAUUGUUGGAACGGGGAUUGUAGUCGAUUGUAUGUGAGAAAACCGCAAUACCAGUAUGGUUGGGAUUGGGGACCAAAAUUAUUAACGUGCGGGCCAUGGAAACCAGUGAAGUUGGUUGUAGAAGAAUAUCUUAUUGAAAAUAGUAUUGAAGAUCUUAUUCCAGCCUUUAUUGAAGAUUUUUUUGUAAACUACGAGUUGAUUGACAAUGAUGCUAAAGUUUGGUUCCUUUUGAGAUGGUUACAACCUACAAAGAGGAAAGUGACAACAACAAACAUUGCAGCAAAAAUAAUAGUGAAAUUAGAGCAUGAUGUGGUUCUAAAUAAAGUCUUGUCAAUUGAAGAAUUUGACAAUACUUUUGGUUCCAACAAAGCAAAUAGAAAUAAAUCUGCAACAGUAUUUACGUUACAAAAUGUAAAGUUGUGGUAUCCUUAUAAAUUGGGGAAACCUACAUUAUACACUAUUCAACUAUAUUUCAAUGACAAGUUGGUGUCAACGCAACAAGUUGGAUUUCGAAAAGUAGAAUUGAUUCAAAAGCCAGACACGUAUGGUGAAUCAUUUUAUUUCAAAAUUAAUAAUAUUCCGGUACAAAUGCUUGGUUCGAAUUGGAUACCCCCUCACUACUUUCAUAACAAGGUCAACUUAACUACAUAUGAAAAUUUACUCGAGUUGGUUGUAAAGUCGAAUCAAAACAUGAUUAGGGUAUGGGGAGGUGGCCAAUAUGAAAACAACGAGUUUUAUGCAAAGUGUGAUGAGAUGGGUAUAAUGGUGUGGCAGGAUUUCAUGUUUGCUUGUGGUGUUUAUCCUAAUAAUCCGUUCUUUCUUGAACUGGUGCAGAAGGAAGUUGAAGACCAAUUGAUUAAAUUGCAUCAUUUUGCAAGUAUAGUUAUCUUUGCUGGAAACAAUGAAGAUUACCAAAUUGCAGAUGCGUUACAGCUAGAUAUCCAUAAUUCAACUCAAUUUCCUGCCGGAGUGAUUUAUGAAACAUUGAUUCCAGAUUUGGUGAAAGAGUUCUGCAACCAAGUUGUAUAUAGGUUUGGGUCACCUUACUCAGACACAAAUCACAGUUCAUAUGAUUUAUCUAUUGGUGAUUCCCACCAAUGGGAAGUGUGGCACGGUUCCCGCAAGCCUUAUCAAAAUUGGCCGGAAUUGGCUGCAAGGUUUAUCAGUGAAUUUGGAAUGUUGGCAUUUCCCUCGGAAGGUUUAUUAGCAAAAUAUAUAUCUUUUAAAGAGCUCUAUUUGAAUCUGACUAUAUUGCAGUAUCACAAUAAAGCAAUGAAUGGUGCAGUUAAUUUAGAGCAUUACGUGUUGUCAAAUUUUGAUAAACCUACUGAUUUGAAGUUAUCAAAAUGGAUUUAUUUAACGCAAUUGGUGCAAAUGGAAGCCACAAGUCAAGCUUUCCGAUAUUGGAGACGCAAAUGGCAAGAUUAUGAAGUUGGUGGGGUUUUGGUUUGGCAAUUAAAUGACUGUUGGCCAGCUAUAUCGUGGUCAAUUAUUGAUUUUCUAGGAGUGCCGAAAUUGAGUUACUAUGGUCUUAAAAGAGAACUAGCCGAUUCCGCAAUUUCUGCAUAUCGACAUCAAAGCAACUCCAAGACAAUUUCGAAAGAGGCCCAAAGUGAAGAGAAACGCCAAAUUGUUUUAAAAAAUAAUAAAGCAUUUUACAAAGUAGAAACAACUUUAUUGGAUGUGUGGGCUUUUGUUUGUGAUGACUCAGAUUUAACAUUGGAAAUCCAAGCUUUUGAUGCAAAUAGUGGUGAUCAUGUCUUGACAUAUAGGAAAUCCAACUUAAGCUUGGUUCCCCAUUCGGUUAAUGAGCUUUUGGUGGAUCAACGUUUUGAUUGGUUGGGAAAAGAUAAUAAGAUACUUUGUUUACGAUUAAUUGAUAAUCAUGGCGAGGUAAUUGCUAGGUCAAGCGAUUGGCCACAACCUCUCAAACUAUUAAAAUUUACUAAACUUGGCAAAGGUUUAGAGAUUUCUAUUCUUGAAGUGAGCCAAGAUGAGGGAUCAAGGAAUGGUGAAAAUUGUCAGGUUGAUAUACAGUUGACGACAAAUAAACCAGUUAAAGGUUUAGAACUAUAUAUCGAAGGACACAAUCAGUGCAUAUGCGAUGAAAAUGGAAUUGAUUUGUUUCCCAAUGACCCUCAAAUUGUUAGUAUCAAUGGUCUUUGUGAAGAAGAUGUACAUAAAGUGAAAUACAGACACUUGGGUGACUUGUAA
This is a messenger RNA of Lodderomyces elongisporus, 2838 nucleotides long. RefSeq lists its product as uncharacterized. Gene Ontology annotation, molecular function: beta-mannosidase activity. Gene Ontology annotation, biological process: glycoprotein catabolic process; carbohydrate metabolic process. The transcript has a single exon. The record is from RefSeq and is a predicted model, not a curated record. The coding region runs from base 1 to 2838 and encodes 945 amino acids. Lineage: Eukaryota; Fungi; Ascomycota; Pichiomycetes; Serinales; Debaryomycetaceae.